This is a messenger RNA of Colossoma macropomum (tambaqui), 1929 nucleotides long. Its product is annotated as mesothelin-like protein. The record is from RefSeq and is a predicted model, not a curated record. Gene Ontology annotation, biological process: cell-matrix adhesion. Gene Ontology annotation, cellular component: cell surface. NCBI's taxonomy places the organism in Eukaryota, Metazoa, Chordata, Actinopteri, Characiformes, Serrasalmidae.
AUGUCGCACUCAUCAACAAGAAAAGCUGGAGACAAGAACAGGCUGUCAGAGUCGAUAUUACAGGGAUUCACCUGCAGCGCAGUUCAGAAUCUACCACGGUCAAAAGUCACACAGCUGGUAAAAGCCUGUAGACCACGUGAUGGCAGGAACAAGGUCGUCCUGAAAGAGUCCCAGCUGACCUGCAUGUACAAUUACGUGAAAGAUGAAUCAUCUCUGACCUUCACUGACUUUCCUGCUGACAUGCUUCUCUACUACAGCCUUGGGACACUGACGAGUGUGAACUGUGAGUCGUAUUUCAGAGCUCUGGGUGGAGCAGAUUUCUCGGUCCUCUCCAGCAUCCUUAACAGACAAUCCGCCUUGUUCAUGACUGCAAAGGACUGCCUGGGUAUAUCUGGUGUAAGGACUCAACGGGACUCAGGUGGAGGACUGAACAGGACUCAGGUGGAGAUUCUGGGUAAUAUGGCCUGCACACUGGACCCCACCUACAUCCAGAACUCUGACCCACUCAUCCUGGAGAAACUGAAGAACUGUGGAGAUCUUUCUGACUCUCAGGUCACCGCCAUACAGACACUGCUCUUCUCCGGCAAUACUUCUUACGGUAAUUCCUCAACAUGGAAUCAGCAGACUCUGGUCCAGCUGGGCAUCCUGCCCCUCUACUUCAAUCAAGACUUCUGGGGCAUAUUUAGCUCUACGACAAUAAAGACCUUCCUGAAGACGUUCUUUCCAUCCCUGAGGAAGCAGAAUAUCCAGAAUUGGAAACUCAGGAGAUUGUUUACAGCAGCAAACAGUUUUACAAGCAAAAGCAUUAAUACCAAAGCCAGAGCACUCACAAGAGCAGCAUGCACAACAGGCAACAUCACAGAAGCAACAAUUAAAGAUACUUCAUUCCCUCUCGGCUAUGACUCCACCCAGUUUGAUGCAUGUUUGGACAACGGAUUCCUGAAAGAGAACAUAGCAGCCAUCACUGAAAAAGUGAUAGAAACCAGCUUCCUGACAGUCGUUCUUAACAAAUUAAACCAGUUGUUCCCAUCAGGCCUUCCAGACAGUGUGGUGCAGAUUCUGAACGCCGUGUCUCGUGUGGCCACUGUUAGUGACAUCACCAAGUGGAACAUCACCACAAUUGAUGCACUGUCCUCUCUGAUGAAUUCAAUUAACGGAAACUGGACCUCAGAUCAGAGUAAAGCAGUGAUUAUGAAGUAUCUGAGCGUGGCUGGUAACACUCUGGGAACAGCUGAGAUAAAUGCAAUCGGCUCCUACCUUUGUUCCUUGGAUCCCAGUGUCCUCAAAACUAUCACUGCUCAAAGCCUAAGGACAGCAAACCGCAUGAUUUUAUCCUCAUGUUCCAUCGAUCAGCAAUCAGCUCUGUACAGCAUCGCAAAGUCCUCAUUCAGCGCCCAACGCAGUGACCCAACAGCAUAUUACCAACUCAUCAGCACUUACCUGGGUGGAGCUCCUGUAGAGGAUAUAAUUGCUCUUUCUGCUCUCAACAUCAGCAUGGAUAUCACCACCUUCUUGAAUCUGAACCCAGAUGUGAUCAAGGCCCUGAAUGUGAACACAGUGAUCAGCCUGAUGGGAUUGAACGUGGCUGACCUGAAGCUGUUUGAGAACACCACAACGGUCAGGAUGUGGGCGGCUGAGCAGUACAAUUCUGAGUUGGUGGUACUCGGACUUUCAGGAGGCAAAGCGGACCCCGUCAGCUCAACAGCUGCACCGGCCACUACAGUCACAACACUACUAACUAACACCAUCAUCACACAGACCAACCAGACCGUCAACGCCACGACGGGUUUAGGUGUUGUACAUCGUGGUUCAGGACUGUGGCUCAUCUCUCUGUGUGCAGGACUUCUGACCAUCACACUGCACACAUUAUGAUAACCAUCUACCCAUCUAACCCUCUUACAUAGCACACUUCUAAUGCACUGCACUCUA